GAGUAUCGUGUGGAGUAUCGACGCGAAUCCGACAGACGAACCUAGACAAACCCGUGUAAAUCAUCGUAUCCUGUCACUGGUAUCGCUCGGCAUUAUAGAUUUACAUCGGCGUUCGACAAGUGCAUGGUGUAACUUUAAACAACGUUUCGGCGUUUCCAUCGCGACUUGUUCUCUAAUCGAGUCCCGACUCCCGGCGCAUUCAAGCUCGGCUCCGUUACGUCAACCUCACGUCAGUCACGUCGUUAAUCACCGCGAACGCGGGUACAUAUAUACACAGUGUCGACUGUCGUGAUGCGGUAACCAGCGGUAACUCGCUAAUCAGCCGUUCGUUUGACCAUGGACGCCGAUGAUUUCGUUAUUGAUUAAGCAUUAAGCUUGAGAGAAAUAUCGGUCUAAAUCAAAGCUUCGCUUCGCUUAAACGAUCAUUAUGCUUGCGCCGAUCCGCGUGCGCCUGUUGCUGUUCUGCUACACUACGAGCGAUCCCGAGGCAAAAGGAGAGAGUGCAGAUCGCGAACGUAGAUUCGCGCCGGUCAACAGGAUCCCAGAUCCUAGAAGGCGAAGGGCGUAGUACCUUAUGACGAAGCCAUGUACACCUGCCAUCCCUUUAUCCCUUGGCUGACGGUAUUCGAUAUUUUCGGAGUCGGAACAUCUCGCUCCGACAAGCGACUUGCGAAAUUGAUCGAGAGUAACAAAUCGCUUUGAUUCACAUUCUUCUUGAUUUUUUUCAAUUGAAGGUUCAAGGAUGCAACGAAGUCAGCUGAGGGACCUCUCAUCCUGGAUGACGCGUCUGUUCCCGGAGCCUGGAGACGGUAGUAAUCGGAUGACCGAGGGAUUCAAAAUGUUCGGUUCGAAAAACAGCUCGCCCACCAUUCCAAAGCACCAGCAGCAGAGCACGACCAACGAAAAUGGGAACUCACAAGAUUCGGACACAGCAACAGGUGUUGAGGAGCAACGAUACGUCAGACAUUCCUUCCACAGGAUCGCCAGUUUCGGUGGCUUUCCGCGAUUUCAGUCCUUCGUCAUGUCCGCUUCCACACCCGCUGAAUGCAUCGAUAUCACGAGGCAUGAGGAAACUUCAACGGAAACGUCUUACAUUAAAAUGUCGCAUAGUGUUCUAGAGUAUAGAAGUAGCAGGUACGUAGCUUCAGAAAGGAGGUCUCAUCAGUAUACAUUAGAUACCUACGCGGUAAGCGAAUCCGAGAGUGAAGAAGAGUCAGAAGAAACUAGAUCUUCGGAAACAGACUCUGCCAUAGUGGCUGAUCAUACGGAAGAAUCGAUAUCAGAGCCUAAACUGUUAGCGAAGAAAGGUUCCCCUGAUUCGAAACGAAAGAAGGCGUUACGUGUAGCACAAGAGUUACUAGCGACUGAAAAAAAUUACGUGAAUAUUCUGCAUCUGAUCGAUCAAGUGUUCCAAUUCAGGGUCGAUCAGGAAAACAGAGCGCAUCCAAUGUUCCCUCCAGAGACUGUCCAGCACAUGUUUUCCAAUAUCAAAUCUAUUUAUAAAUUCCACAACGACUUUCUAUUGCCGCAAUUUGAAGAGAGAAUGCAAUGUUGGGAUUCAAAUUCGAGAAUCGGUGACAUAAUGAAGAACUUUGCGCCAUUUCUUAAAAUGUAUACAGAGUAUGUAAAGAAUUUCGAUUAUGCCAUGAAUUUGAUAAGCACAUUGCAAAACAAAGUUCCCAGAUUUGCAGCGAUUGUUAACGAAAUUCAGAAGCUCGAUGAAUGCGCCAAAUUGUCGUUAGCACAUCAUAUGUUAAGUCCUAUACAGAGGCUGCCGCGAUACGAGCUACUUCUCAAGGAUUAUUUACGAAAUCUCACUGAAGACAAUCCAGAUUAUGAAGACACGAAAAAGGCUCUGGAGUUAGUAUCAACCGCCGCAAAUCAUACAAACGAAGCAAUGAAAAAAAUUGAUAAAUUUAAAAAACUUUUAGAAAUUCAAGAGAGUAUAUACGAUGCAACUGAUCUAGUCAGUGCGACUCGCGAACUAAUAAAGGAAGGACGUAUAGUGAAAAUUUCAGCGCGUAGUGGCGAUCAUCAGGAGAGACAUUUAUUUUUGUUUAGUGAUUUAUUAUUACUGUGCUCAAUAAGACUGAUACCCGGUCCUAUGUAUCGAUUAAGAGCUAAAUUUAUGGUGGAAAAUUUACAAGUAGUUGAGGGAGACAAUCUAGAAACCGCAAAUACUUUUUACAUAAGGGAUGAAAAUAAAAGUGUCGAGUUAUAUACACAUGCUGCCGCGGAAAAGGCAGCAUGGCUGGAUGCACUAUUCCAAACGAUGCAAGAGAUCAUGAGACGUAAGGCCAGUCUGAAAACUGGGAAUGUUAAAACUUCUUUGGUUAAAGCUGAUGAUGUAACUAGAUGCAUGGUUUGCGAAGUUAGUUUUUCUGUGAUGAAGCGAAAGCAUAAUUGUCGGGCUUGUGGAAUAGUGGUUUGUAGUAAAUGCUCAAAUCAGAAAUUAUUAUUUGAAGACAAUAAGAAUAUGAGAGUAUGCAGAUUAUGUCAUGCCGCGCUCACUCAACCGCUCACUAAAUCACCGUCGUCACCGUCUGGUCCAGUGCCAAGUUUGCUACAGGUAUCGGCGAGUGCGCCAUCAGUAUUAUCUGGAUACCUGUUACUAAAGACGCAGGCCAGUAAGCCUUGGACAAAACGAUGGUUCGCGUUGCACGUUGACUUCGUUUUGUAUUCGUUCAAAUCCGAGUCGGAGAGUAUGGCCAUGACAGCGACGCCUAUGCCGGGAUUUAUGGUUACGGAAGGUACAAAAUUACCCGAUGAAGACCCUUUGAAUACGAAAGAUCGGAUAAGAGCAUUCAAGAUGCAUCAUUCGAGAAAAUAUUACUAUCUCCAAGCGUCUUCUCAAGAGGACAAAGAAAAAUGGAUGCACACAUUGGAGUUAGCUACGAAGGCUGAACUACCUCAUCUGAUGCAGGUGGAAAAUGAAAGCGCACAAGAAAGUCAAUCAAUGAACGAUGUACAAUGAAUAUGCGUACCUUUUUAUCUACCAAACUAGCCAAUUUUUUACUAUUAUAUUCGUGAAUGAGAAGACGAUGGCAAUGUAAGAUAAUCGUUAGUAGUUAAUUAGCUAUAUUUAAAAUGACGUUAACUCUUAUGUUAUAUAUAUAUAUUGUUAUUAGUAUAUACACUACAAGAGAGAAAUCGAGUCAAUAGUGGCCGCUGCCGAAACGCUUGUUGUUUUGUAUAAUGUUCUGUUAUAGUAUAUUUAUAAAUAUAUAUGUCGUUCUAUCACGAUACGCUGUGCUGACCGUAAUUUGCAAUGGAAGUCGAUACGUCGCGAUGCUUGAAAAGUUAAUUAUGCGCUUCAGUGAUAGUUAUUUAAGCUAUGAGAUUGUUAUCAAAAUCGAUUUUUUAGGCACGCAAUGGAUUCUAUAGUUUUAUCAAUAAAUUUAUUCCGUCAAUUAAAAUUUUCAUAACU
Messenger RNA from Mycetomoellerius zeteki, 3427 nucleotides. Its product is annotated as FYVE, RhoGEF and PH domain-containing protein 4. NCBI's taxonomy places the organism in Eukaryota, Metazoa, Arthropoda, Insecta, Hymenoptera, Formicidae. Gene Ontology annotation, cellular component: cytoplasm. Gene Ontology annotation, biological process: filopodium assembly; cytoskeleton organization. The record is from RefSeq and is a predicted model, not a curated record. Gene Ontology annotation, molecular function: metal ion binding; guanyl-nucleotide exchange factor activity.